Molecule: messenger RNA, 687 nt
Organism: Lachancea nothofagi CBS 11611
Lineage: Eukaryota; Fungi; Ascomycota; Saccharomycetes; Saccharomycetales; Saccharomycetaceae
Source: the annotation of a GenBank genome assembly
AUGCAAAUAAAUGUUACGCUACCGCUGAGAUGGGCUCAAUGUUGGGGCUACGCAAUCAUCCUGAUGCUGGUGAACUUGAUUGUAAUAUUUCCGCUUUCCGCGUUUCUCUUCCAAGAUUUCUACUCGCGGAUGAUCCCAGCAGACUCGGUACAAACCAUCCCUUUUUCUGAAAGCAGAAAGGAGAUGGGCAAUCGGAGUGGAAAUAUUAAAACCACGUUCCAGUUCGAUGUGGAACGUUAUUCCAGCGAUACUGCGAUCUUGCCACAUGUGGCAGCUAACGGAUUUGCUCAAAAUGUUCCACUAAGAGCAGAUAUUCCGUACAACGUUAAUCUGGACCUCAAUGUUUUUUGCCUAAACAAAGUCACUGAUCUUAGUGUAAGGGAUGCUGAGAUCACCAUAUCGGUAUCGACCUCAAAAAAGCUGGCUGAAUCUGUGGUAUUCCGGAAGACUCUAAUAUUUAGUUGUGCAAACACGAGGGAUAUUCCCAGUUUGUGCGAAAACAAUAGGUUAUCCUCUACCUUUGCAAAUCAAGUCCAGAAAGAGUUAGUGAACUCUUUUCAUUUGGAUAAUCCUAUCUUUAUAGAGCACGACAUGAAGAGCUUGGAACUAUCUUUGAAAUUCGCAGGAAAUGCCAAUCUAAUCGUUGAUCCCAACACUUCUUUGCUCACAUUCUCCAUGAACUUUUAA